Messenger RNA from Scleropages formosus (Asian bonytongue), 4109 nucleotides. RefSeq names its product nucleolar protein 9 (gene nol9). NCBI's taxonomy places the organism in Eukaryota, Metazoa, Chordata, Actinopteri, Osteoglossiformes, Osteoglossidae. The transcript has 13 exons. Gene Ontology annotation, molecular function: polynucleotide 5'-hydroxyl-kinase activity. The record is from RefSeq and is a predicted model, not a curated record. The coding region runs from base 610 to 2754 and encodes 714 amino acids. Gene Ontology annotation, cellular component: nucleus. Gene Ontology annotation, biological process: cleavage in ITS2 between 5.8S rRNA and LSU-rRNA of tricistronic rRNA transcript (SSU-rRNA, 5.8S rRNA, LSU-rRNA).
CCCGCUGCGCCAGAACGUUCCUCCUUUGCGGUUAAGACUUAGUCACUCAAAUUUUAUUACAUGAUCAGCUGUUGUCACAAUUAUGUCACGAUGAAACAUUGUUAAUAUGAACCGAUACAUGCUUGUCUAUAUUGUUCAUUAAAUGGGUAAUUUCGUCCAUUUUUUUAGAAUUCAGCUUCUCACAUUGUUCUCGAGGUCAUCAACACAGGGCUCAUGAGUCGUCAACCAAUAGGGGGCGCUGCUACGAAUGCACGAGGUGCCGCAGAAACUCUGGGAAGGUUUUUCUCAGUCCAUCCAGUUUUCUCUGCGCAGGCGGUGCUCUCGGACGACAUUCCUCAAAAUCAUCAUUUUUUAAAAAAAGUUUUCGCUUUCAAACUGUGGAGUACGAAUUCCCAGCUGACUUCGUCUUUUGAAGGUCGGGGAGAGCGUGUUUAUCUGUGGCGUUUAGCCGACAACGGAGACGAGGAGCGAGCGAGAGAGAGGGGACGGUGUUAGUUGGCCAAACAAAUCGUGUGGGCGCCACGGCCGCGUUGCACAUGGGGUGUCCUUUGUGAAUGUUUCAACAUGAAGCAGAAGUGACGUUUGAUCGGCGGAGAGCGGUGGAUCAACAUGAAAGUGCCCAACGGCAGCGCUAAGGCCAGGGGGCGGCAGCCUGGCGAGGCGAGGAAAGCCAAGAAGACGAAGAAGCAGCUGCUGAACCACCGUGCGGGCACGCUGAGUUCGGACAACUGCACGGCGAGUCCCAGCACAGCCCUGGCCAGGAAGUACCAGCAACUUGGCAGCCAGAGAGAGCCAAGUCUGAAGAGGCUGAAAAGUGGUCCCCGUAAGUUGGGGUCUCUGCAGGGGCGUGAGGCGAGGUUCAGCAGCUGGGCCGUCUCGCACGCUCACUCCAAUGGGGGCGUGGAGGAUGAGACCCAGCUGGAGAUGAGCUCUGAGGAAACACGCGCCUGGAGCUCUUUUGCCUUGUCGGUGCUGCGGAACGACACGGAACGCCCGUUCAGCUUGCAGCCUGACGGCAAGGAUGAAGAGCCGCCCCAGUACCACGCCGAGCGGGACCCCGUUCACAACCGGACACUGCUUGUUUUGCACCAAGGACAGCGCUUGUGCUUCCGGGGGACAUGUUUGCUCACAUGUCUCUACGGGAGGGUGGAAGUGCUGGGCUUCACCAUUGAAGAGGGUCAGCAGCCCUACCCCAUCUUUUCCCCUGCUACAAUCUGCCCCCUCACAAUCACUGCCAUGAAAACCUCCUCCGCCUCCACCAAGAGCAGAAAGGAGCGUCGUCUGGAGGCCAAAGCUGUCAUCCGCAAGUACCUGUCUAUAGAACCACGUAAGAGGCUGCAGAGCAAGGUGAACUCGGAGUCCUCGCUGGUCCUGCUGGAGUCGCUGGAAACCCCUCUGACCCGGUUUUUGAGCAGCCUGCCCGAGUACCAUGACCUGUUUGCGUUGACCUCAAGAGAGCUGAAGCUGCAGUCGGCUGCUGUGAACUGCCCCCUUUCAGCCAUCGGUCUCACCCCGCUACGAGGCAGUGGGCACGGCCUGGUGACGUCACAGAGCUACAGAAAUGCUUUGACAACCCUUGUCAAUGCCUGUGCAGAGGAGUCUGAUGGAUGUCCCAUCAUUCUGGUGUGUGGUGCCAAGAACACAGGAAAGUCCACUUUCAACAGGCACCUCAUUAACACCCUGCUGAACCACACUUCCAGCGUGGACUACCUGGAGUGUGACCUGGGUCAGACAGAGUUCACCCCUCCUGGCUGCCUGUCCUUAUGCACCGUCACCAAGCCACUACUGGGGGCCCCAUUCACCCACCAGCACACCCCACAGCACAUGGUGUUUUUUGGUGAGAGCUCAUGCGAGAGGGACCUGGACCGUUACCUGGAGUCGCUCAAGUUCCUGUGGCGCUCCUACACUCGGGAGACAGCCAUCAUCAUCAACACCAUGGGCUGGGUCAAAGGUUUUGGCUUCCAGCUGCUGGUGGAUCUUAUUCGGCUGUUUUCCGUGACUCAUGUAGUGCAGCUUAGCCAUGGGGACACCACUCAGUGCCCUGCCCUCACAUCCAUCUUCCUGCAGUCUGCCCACGGCUGGCAGACCCGCCCUCCAGCACCGCCCAGCCUAGGGCAAGAGAUGGAGGAGCCCUUCGGACCACAGGGUCACGUGCUGAUCAGCGUCCACUCAGAGUUUGAGGGAGCAGGCACCACAAAUAACUUGAGGUACCACCGCAGCAACAUCAUCCGGGACAUGGCUCUGCUGGGCUACUUCAGCCAGCUGCAAACCUCUGGGCCCGGCCCUGUACGACCCCUGCACUGCUUCAAUCCCUACCAGGUCCCCAUAUCGGCGGUCGCUCUACGGGUGACCCACUCUGAGGUCGCUCCUGCCCAUGUGCUCUAUGUUGCCAACGGCAACUUGGUAGCUCUCUGCUGCUUGGGGGAGAAGGUGGCAGGCACUGGGGGCCCUGUCCUGCUCUCUCAGACACCCAUCUGUAAAUGUGUUGGUUUUGGUGUCCUGCGUGGGGUAGACAUGACUCGGGGGCUGCUCUUCCUGGUGACUCCCGUGGUGCCCUCCGUCUUGCGGCAGGUCAACUGCCUGUUGCUGGGCGGAAUCGCGUUGCCCCAUAACCUUCUGAAAGCACAGCCUGGAGUCCAGGGGGAGAAGCCCUACAUCACUUCAGACUAUAGCUUCGAGCUCAGUGGGGCAGGCAAGAUGAAGGUCUACAAGGGUCUGCAGAGGCCUGAGCUGCUGAGAGGAGCCACCCGUUAGCCUGGCCUGGGAGGUCUGAGUGAAGAAGGCCCUGUAACAUUGGGAGGAACAGAGAGAGGCCAACAAGUGGAAACUGGUCUAUUCUUACAACACAGCAGCCAUUUUUUUUCCUUUUUUUUGUUUGUUUAUAUCCCUCUAUAAAGAUCAGGCAUAACAAUAGGGGACUACAAAUGGAGGAAGAGUUGAAAGACCAGUGGGUGUGGUUUGUUUUUAUAGAAGUGACUUUCCGUACGGCCCCUGUAGCAUCCGCUGCCGUCACGUCAGCUUUUUCAUUGGUUGUGUUUGCUCACUUCAUUCAUGACUUCCUGGAACUAAAGGACCUCUUUAGUGUGACUUUGGCGAACAUACUAUUUGGCAUUUAGGAUUUUGGCUGGAAAGCAGCAUGAUCUGCAACGGAGCGUGCCAAAAUCGAUCAGACCGCAAGCCACAUGUUUCCCGAGGCGAAACGGUUGCUUGAACCAUUUGGAAAUGACACGCAAGUUUUUAACCUCAAGAAGAAACGUACAGUUAGGCUCUGAGGAGACACUGUUUGAUGUGACUUUUCCUGUUUACGCGAAUAGUGUACUGUGACAAACAGUUCUGUAUUCACUUGCCUUAUUUGUGCUCAGUCUGCCGUCAGUGGGAUUCCUACUCAGUGCCCUCCCAAAGUUGCGUCCUGUUGUUGGGGCACAUUUCUGUAUUGACCUCCAUGUGAGUCGGCUUUUCGCUCUUGAGUCGGUGGUCUGUUGCUAGUCACCCUCUUGCGACCUGCUAUUUUAAUAUCUAGGGCCUAUUAUGAUCUGUUACACAAAUGAGUACCUGUUAGGCAUUUUGUUCACAAAUUGUUAAUGCCCAUAUUCUCUGCCAAUGACUGAUGCAUACUGAAUGUUAAAUGUUGAGUAGUCUUGCUACCCUGAUGGGUUGCAUUCCAAAGUGUUCUCAAUCUUUCCUGGACCCGCACCUGGUGAGUAACCCGUAAUCUGUUCGGGAUGUCAGAGUGAUUGCUCGAUGUCUCCGUACUACAGCGCACACUUGGCUCAGCCAUGCACCAAAACCUCCGCUUGAACCCACUGAACCUCUGAGCAUGUGCUUCCCAGCCCUCAUCGCAGUGUCUGGAAGCUACAGAUGCUUCAGAUGGACUUUUACUGAUGCUGCUGGCUUUGCUUUUUCAUUCAGAAGCACACAAAGUUUCACAGCCAGGACACUUUGCUCUGUUCUUCUUCUCUUGUUUGCCAUGUUUACAGUGGGAGUGGUCAUGAAGAGGGGCUGAGCUCUCCCAGCAAGGGGUGGGAGCUGGAGAAGUUUCUGCCAUUUUUACACAAUCUGCACCACCCCAGGACUUGUUCUUUUUUUUUUAAUACAUAUGAAAACUAUGG